Metarhizium robertsii ARSEF 23 is the source of this 792-nucleotide messenger RNA. RefSeq lists its product as uncharacterized. NCBI's taxonomy places the organism in Eukaryota, Fungi, Ascomycota, Sordariomycetes, Hypocreales, Clavicipitaceae. Bases 1 to 792 code for a protein of 263 amino acids. The transcript has a single exon. The record is from RefSeq and is a predicted model, not a curated record.
AUGCUCGCCUCGGCUGUUAUUCUCUCCCUGGCUGUGCUCGUUGCUGCCGACAAGGUUCCCUUCGAGUCCAUGACCUCACCUAUUGGUGAUCUCAAGGCCCUCUCUCUCCGAGCUUCUGCUGCGUGCGACACCGGUACUGCUUGCGGUGACAGCUGUAUCGACAUCGGUGCUCAGUGCUGCUCGCAGUCAGAGGGCACCUUCUGCAGGGUCGGAUACGGCUGCCAGAGAGAUGGAUGCUGUCCCCUUGGACACACCUGCUAUGGUCCACCUUCCAACACCUGUGAAGGAGACCGUGUUAAGUGUGGCAAGUCCUGCGCCCCCGGGGGCUCUCAAUGCUGCUCCCAGAGCAAUGGUAUAUUCUGCAUUGCCGGAACUAGCUGUGUCGGCACCACCCAGUGCAGCGGGCCUCAAAGACCUGCGUCUGGAUCCGGCUCGAGCUCGGGCUCUGGUUCUGGCACCACGACCUCUGGCUCUGUGACCGCGACCUCUGAUAUCUCCGGCGGAGUUACAACGACCCAGGGCAGCAGUGCCACCAGCACAUAUUCCCUCCGUGUCGCUCCAAGUAUCAAGACCUCUGACAGUGGCAGCGGCUCUGCCUCUGGAUCCAGUUCUGCCACUGCUUCGGCAUCUGGAUCUGGAUCUGGAUCUAGCUCGGGUGACAGUACCCCUACUGCCAGUAGUGCUUCACCUACUGAUGACAAAAAGAAUCCUUCUCCUUCCCCAACAGGCGUUGGUGCUAUCAACAGCCCCAGCAUCCUGCUGGGUCUCCUAGCCGCUGUUCUUCUCUUAUAA